Molecule: messenger RNA, 1334 nt
Organism: Cynoglossus semilaevis (tongue sole)
Lineage: Eukaryota; Metazoa; Chordata; Actinopteri; Pleuronectiformes; Cynoglossidae
Gene: lypc
Product: ly6 domain containing, pigment cell
Exons: 3
Coding region: 207-590 (127 amino acids)
Source: RefSeq, a predicted model, not a curated record
AAGGGGGAGGACGAUAAAUGACGAAGAGAAGACCUGUGACAAGACCGAACAAGUAGUCAGGAGUUAGAAAAACACAUGUAGAUGACCUAAGACUGGAAUAUAUCAGUGAUGAGAACAUGGACAUCUAAUGUCUAAAAGAGUGAAUUUUCUAUCUUGUAUCAUCCAUUUUACCUGAACAGCAGAAAAGACUUUUUAAGAGGAGAACAAUGCCUCGUGUUUGUUUUCUGAUUCUGUUCCUGGGUUUUCUUCCAAUGGCAGGCUGUCUUCACUGUUACACCUGUGUGUUUCCUGCCGUCUCUCCUCUGGACUGCCUCAGGUUUCCUCAGGAGUGUCCGAAAGGUCAGCGCUGUCUGUCUAGCACUGCGACGGGAAAACGAGGUGCUCUACAGCUGACCAUGUACGAGAUGAGCUGUGCUGUUCCCGCUCAGUGCGGCCUGAGCGGACAGAAAUACGCCUCAGGACUUUACUUCAACUACACUAAUGUGUGCUGUGACACUGACCUGUGCAACAGUGCAGGGUCGGUUACUGUCCUCUGCUGGACAUCAGCCGCUCUCGCUUUGCUGCCUUCACUCGCUCUGCUGCUGACGUGAAACUUCACUUACCGUUUUUUACUAGAUUACUAGUAAAGAUUACUAUCUAUAAUUUCGCUUAAAGCUAUUUUAAUUCAAAUGUAAACCAAGGUGUCGUAAGGUUUGACUAAUGUCUAAUAAAUAUCUUGUAUGAGUAUCAUGCUGUUCAAAUGUAAUUUUGCCCACAUUUCAUGUAAAAAAAAAACACUGUGUAAAACCAUUACAACCAAUCUGUUACAACAACCACAAAUAAAAAACAAGAGACAAAAAUAUGUAAAGAAAACGUCCCGCGCCCUCUUGCGGGCUCCGUGGGAAACUGCAGUAUUAAAUGGACAAAAGAAUAAAAGAAAAUAUUAACUGAACAAAUAUCUGGUACAAAUACAAUGCAGAGAAGAAAUAACGACAUCACUUUGUCCUGAAAAACUUUUAUUAGGAAAUGAAUACGUGUGUAUUCCUAAGAGCUUUAGAGUAUAAAAUACACACCUGUUAGUUAGAUUGGUUCUAUUACUGGUUAGAACUUUGUUGACAAGCCACGUGUUGACAUUUAAGUGCAUCAAAUUCAAUUUGACAAAAAACCUUUAUCUCUGAGUAAAAAUGAAAAGAAAACAACUUAUUGAAAUGAAAGUAACAAUGUUCUCCGACAUUACAUUACAUUAAAUUAAAAUCCAUCAAAAGUGAAAAACUUGUAGUUUUAGCGUGAGAAAAUACUACCACAGAACAACAAUUUCAAAUAUUUAGACAUUCUCCCUUUAGAAAUGACUCAAU